Molecule: messenger RNA, 1570 nt
Organism: Polyodon spathula (Mississippi paddlefish)
Lineage: Eukaryota; Metazoa; Chordata; Actinopteri; Acipenseriformes; Polyodontidae
Product: melanoregulin-like
Exons: 5
Coding region: 276-842 (188 amino acids)
Biological process (GO): melanocyte differentiation; melanosome transport
Cellular component (GO): melanosome
Source: RefSeq, a predicted model, not a curated record
UCUGACGGUCAGGACUGAACAUAUGCUUUGCUCGUCACUCAAACUUCCCAUGCAAUGUAUGCAGAGUCCUAACGAGGAAAUAUGAAUUUAGUUUAUGACCUGCUGGUCACGUCAGCCAUUGAUAAAUUACACACUAUAGAGUUAACCUAUGUUAUGUUUUUCUUUGAUAAUUUGAGUUAAAAAGAAAACCAUUACCCGAAAUGUACUCUUUUGACUCGUUAUAAUCUUCCAAGCUGGACACGGUUUUGGACACAUUUAUUCGCCUCACCAGCUCCAUGGGUCUGAAGGACUUCUUUCGUACCGUCUGCUGUUGUGGUGCUUACAACAAAACGAAAGAGAAAGAACCUCUUUUAAGAAAUAACCACAGUGUUACCACGUACAGUGCAGAAUCAGUGGCCUUGAGCGAUGAUGAGUGGAACCUGUGGGGCUCCUCGCACAUAGAGUCUGAUGAUGACAGAGAGCUGUACAACCUGAUUGUGACGAGGAACCAGCUACAACAUGACACAGAGGAGUGGGAGAAACUUAAUUACGACAUUCACACCCUGCAGCAAACCCAUCGAGAGGUGAGAGGCAGAUGGAGAAAGAUUUUAGAAAAAUUAGGGUUUCAGAAGGAAGUGGAUUCCUUGCUGUUGGUUAGCAAAUUGAGUACAUUGAGUGACUCUGAAAACCUCAGUGAAGCAAAGGAGGUUUUGUUAAAACUUUCAGAAGAGACCAGUUUAUUUCCCAACGGUUUUGGAGUUCAGGAAAGGUAUCUUUUUGUACUGGAUCGUCUUGUAUCCCUUGACGCUGCUGAAGAAUUUUUCAAAAUGGCAAAAAAAAAAUAUCCAAAGAACUCGGAAUAAAAUGCAGUGGUAGAGCCCACCGUGCUAACGCACAUUUGCUUGAUAUUAUUCUGAACAUGGAGAGACUAUCAAAGGGAUCUUUUUAUUCUUGCCAGCAGAUUGGCCAGUUGGAAUUUCAGGAAGUCUCUGAACUGUACACUAUUACAGUCUCUAACCCACUAUGCAAACUGCACAGUGGGAUCCAAUGGAAAAUAAGAAUGGUAAGUUUUAAAAUGUAGUGGUUAGACCAUCUAUAUGAAUAUGUAUUCAUUAUUUUAUUAUACAAAUACAGCAAGAAAAGCUUUUAUCAAAUAUUUACAAAUCAUUACAACAGUUGUUUAAUUUAUUUUUUAAGAAAAGGCAAUAAGGGACCAACAAUAUAAGAUAAAAAAUACAGUAACCUAUUCUCAAAACACGUAUUCAUAUCAGCAGUUAUUUAAGGUGGUUCAUUCAUGAAAACGUAAUAAAUUGGUAUGAAAACGAGAUUUCAUUAACAUUACUAUAAAAGUAAGCAGGUAAUAGGGAGGUCCCCAUGCAUGCGUGAUUUCCAUUAUUUUACUGUGUUCAUUUAAAGUGUAUAUAUGUUAUUAAUCUGGUUUAUGUUGAGUAAAAUGAGUUUUGUAUGCAACUUUAGUCAAUAUGUAUUGUAAUCUGCUAUAACAUACACUAGGUGACAUUGCUUUACAUGCUGUAAGUGCCCAUUUCCCCUUUAACGUAAUUUUAAUAAACAAGACAUACAUCAGAAAAAA